CAAAUUCGUGUUAAUAAAAAUUCGAUCCGAAAUUUUCGUACGCCAAAAGUAAACUACCUUUGUAACGGGUGCUCCUUCUGGGUGUUGCUUUCUACUAUUUACUCUUUCUUUCUCUCCACUCCUCUGGUCCAAUCAUGAUUUCCAACAGAUGUUUGACCUGGGUGAAAAUUGAUCAACGUUAGGGUCUGAUAAUCUAAGAUUUUGAAGAAGAUGAAUCAAGAAGCAUAUACGAUAGAAGUAACAGGGCUGUCACCCAGGGCUACAGAGAAAGACUUGUACGAAUUUUUCUCUUUUUCUGGUGCAGUCGGUCAUGUUGAAAUCGUCAGAUCUGGUGAUUUUGCGUGUUCUGCGUAUGUUACGUUCAAAGAUGCUUACUCUCAAGAAACAGCAGUCUUACUCAGUGGUGCCACUAUUUUGGAUCAACGUGUAUGUAUAACACGCUGGGGUCAGUACGAAGAUGAGUUUGAUUUUUGGAACAGGCCAUCUCGUGAGUUGGAGGAUGAAACAGAAUCAACUCCCCCUCAGAGAAGUCCAUUUGUUUCUGAUGCUGGAGAAGCACUUGCAAUGGCUCAGGAAGUUGUGAAGACCAUGCUGGCGAAGGGAUAUGUUCUGGGGAAAGAUACUCUAAGCCAGGCCAAAGAUUUUGAUGAGUCUCAUCAAGUUUCAGCAACUGCUGCUGCUAAAGUUUCUGAGCUGAAUCAGAAAAUCGGUCUCUCUGAUAAGAUUGGUGCUGGUGUGGAAGCCGUUAAAUCUGUGGAUGGAAAGUAUCACAUCUCAGAGACCACCAGAUCAGCAGUCUCAGCCACUGGAAGAGCUGCGGCAGCUGCUGCAACCACUGUGGUCAAUAGUAGCUACUUCUCUAAUGGAGCACUGUGGGUGUCAGAUGCUCUAAAUCGAGCAGCUAAAGCCGCAGCUGACUUGGGUAGUCGUAAUGUGAACCAAUGAGACAUAGCAAACAUGGAUACUGGCUUUCAUUGUGUAUAUCAAUACCUCUUGGAAACUACGGCUAGUUGAUAGUUUUAUACUUUGUAGAGGUCAUAAAAGUUUCGUAUAAACUUGUUACUCGUCAAUCUGUGUUGAUUAUAUUCUCACGGAGAGCCAUUAUAGGUUCAUUAUAUGUUGUUUUUUUAGGGUAAGUUUUGUGUAUAUAUGCCUUUGAAAUUCUGUCUCCUGCCCUCUUUCCCAAUAUCCACGAAUUUGAAUUUGCUUCUGUUAAAA
Messenger RNA from Pistacia vera, 1218 nucleotides. Its product is annotated as binding partner of ACD11 1-like. The record is from RefSeq and is a predicted model, not a curated record. The coding region runs from base 211 to 945 and encodes 244 amino acids. Gene Ontology annotation, molecular function: RNA binding. Lineage: Eukaryota; Viridiplantae; Streptophyta; Magnoliopsida; Sapindales; Anacardiaceae. The transcript has 5 exons.